This is a messenger RNA of Bombus pascuorum, 6422 nucleotides long. Its product is annotated as nucleolar pre-ribosomal-associated protein 1. Gene Ontology annotation, biological process: maturation of 5.8S rRNA from tricistronic rRNA transcript (SSU-rRNA, 5.8S rRNA, LSU-rRNA); maturation of LSU-rRNA from tricistronic rRNA transcript (SSU-rRNA, 5.8S rRNA, LSU-rRNA). Gene Ontology annotation, cellular component: nucleolus. The record is from RefSeq and is a predicted model, not a curated record. Bases 294 to 6092 code for a protein of 1932 amino acids. Lineage: Eukaryota; Metazoa; Arthropoda; Insecta; Hymenoptera; Apidae. The transcript is spliced from 15 exons.
UGGUUAAUGUAUAUAUACGUACGCACGUGGUUGCUUUCUGGUAUAGGUUAUAUAAAUUAUUUAGUGAAAGAAUCACGUUUCAGACAAUGAAAAAUGUAAAAAAUGUGAUUUUUUAAAAUCAAGGUACAUAUAUAUAUAUAUAUAUAUAUAUAUGUAUUUAAUUUAAUGUAUUGAAAAUAAUGAAUACCGAUUUACAAAGUAAGAAAUCAUAUAAUACCAGAAGUGAUAUCAAAGAAAAGGAGAAGGGAGUUAGGAAGUAAAGUUAUGUAGAUGUUGAACAUAUUAAUGAUAAUAUGCAAAUAGUUGGUAAAUACGAUGAUACAAAUAUGUUGAAAAGGAAGCUGGUUCGUGAUGAAACUAAACUAAGCAAAAAACAGAAAAAGAGAAAUAUUAUAGAUUUAUCUAUAAAUGAUACGAGUCAUGAAGAAUAUGCAACAAAACACAAGGAAACAUUCCAAGAAUUUCAAGAAACUAACAAUAGAGGUAAAGAAAAUAAGGAAGAUGAAAGAGAUAUAGAUAGAGAAACAGAAUAUUUGGAUGGAAAAUAUUUUAAAAGAAGUUUCAACUCUACAAAUGGUUUAGAUAUGUUAAAAAAAUUUGUAAAAAUUUGCAAUGAAAACAAAGAAAGGGAUUUGGCUGCAGAAUAUUUAAACGCAGGUGGCAAUAUUUUGGAAAUAUUAAAAUUUUUAACUGCAGAAAAGAAAGGAAUUAGUAACGCCAUCACUGUAUUUUCUGCAUUACGGAUAUUAUUAAUAAAAAUAUUAGCACAGUAUCCACAAUAUCAAUCUAGUGCAGAAAGUGCAUGUCGCCAUUUGAUUAAUUCGCAUUUAUCAAUAAUUCACUCGAUGUUGUCUAUUCAAAGUAAUACAAAACAACAAAAAGUAGUUUUACAAUUAUUUGCUGCAAUAGUCUCAUUAGGCGGAAAUCUUCCACGUGAAUUACUUACCCACUUGUCUUUACCAAUGGGAGUUGUUAAAUCUCUUGUGCAACAUACAAAACCUGCAGAUAAUCAAAAUACAAGGAGCUGUUUUAUUCACUUUAUCCUGGCUUUCUUAGUAGAAGGAAAUGUAUCAAUUAUUAGAACUCUUCUAGAUAAACGUGAUUUGUUUUAUAGUAUAUUUCCUGAUUUAAUAUAUGAUUCUAAAGACAUUGUUGCUUUGGUUUUAACUACUCUUAAAACUUAUAUUAUUCAAAAUCCAAAAAUUAGUAAAACAAUGAAGUUACAAUUAUUUUCAACAUCAAUUAUUCAAAAUCUUGUGUGUCUUUAUAAUUGGAAAGGUCCAAAUAAUUGCCCGAAACUAAAAAAUCAGAGUUCUAUUCCACAUUCGCAACAUUUUGAAGAAAAAGAGGUAGUUACAGGAAUUAUACAUGAUUUUUUAAUUUUAUUGUUAACAUCGCAUCGGUAUGGUAUUGUUUUUCAUGAUUAUAUGCUUGGUACUUCACAUAUAAAACAUAAUCAUGUGAUAAAUACAGUACUUCAGAGCUUAGACCGACCUUGGGAACAUGAAAAACCACUAGAUCUAGUAGUUAAAAUACUCACAGCGUGUCCUGAUUUAAUUAAAUCACAACUUACUCUUCUGGAACCAUAUAUUGAACCAAGGGUUUCAUUGAAAUGGAUUACAGCAAUAAAAUUUGUAAGAGAGAUAAUACAAUCAAUGGAUGUGAGUAUCUGUCUGAAGACAUGUUCAUUAGAAUUAAAUGUAUUACAAUUAGCAAGCGCAGUAGUAUCUUUAACCUUACCAGGAGUAAUUUUGAAGCAAGCAAUCAUGCCAUCCUUAUCUCAUUCUAAUGUAAUAAUACGGCAUGAGGCAGUACUUACACUUACAUCUAUGUUUCAUCAGACACAGAAGUGUUUAUCAAUAUCAAAAGCAGUUUAUAAGGAAGAUAAUGAUUACUGCACUUUUAAGGAUUGUGUAACAGAAUACAUGAUGAAGAAUAUACCAAAUUUAAAUAUGAUACUGAAUGUGUGGAGCAGUGCUUUCACAUCAAAUCAAAUUGAAGAUAACAGUAAUGACAUGGAAUACAUUGUAGAACCAAAGAAAUAUGAACACUUGACAGCUGUUCUACAUUUAUUGCAUAUGUAUAUUGAAGCGUGUCCGAAAUUGUUAGAUACAUUAUGUGAUGUGUCAUCUGAUACAUUUUUAAAUACAUUGAACAAAUUGGAAGAUAUCAGUGUCGUUGAAUUUAAUGUUAUAAAAGUAAAAGCUAUUCAAUUUCUUGUUAUAGUGCAGCCUUAUGAAUUUUCACCGCAUAAGAAAAUAUUUAACGAUGCACUAUCAUUUCUAAUAUCUGUUUUAAAUGAAGGAACAUCUUCAGUUACAUUAUGUACAAAAGCAACAAUAAGAACUUUAUUAAAUGCUACUGGAAUGUUUGAGCGAUGUAGUGAUCAUAUGGAUAUUUGGAUUAAUGGUUUCAUAAAUUUAGAUGAUAGAAAGAAAGUAAUAAAAUGGUUUGUUCGUAUUGUAAAAAAAGCUGCUGAAGAUAUAGAAAAAUAUGUAAAUGAAAUAAUUAAAGCUGAAGAAAUUAUUAAUCAUGAAGUAAUACAUAUUGGCAAAUUACAGGACAUAUUUGACGAACUGACAGAAAAAUCUGCUAUUCAUAAAAAUUUGGAAAAUAAUAUUUUACAUAUGCAACAUUUGACAUCAAUAUCACCUCUCUUAUGUUGCAUGUUACAUAAGACAAAGGAAGAUUCACAUCCUUCGAUUUUAUCUUAUUUGUCUUACGUUUUAAUACAUACGUUGCAUUAUCAAGUAAUACCUCAAUGUUUAAUAUAUUUAACUAAAGAUAUGCCAAUAUUACCAGUAAAGGAGUAUUUAUUGAGUUGGCUAGAAGGCAAUCAAUUCGUUUAUAUUAAAAAUAUAAUUCCCACAAUGACUUUAUUAUGUAAAUUAAAUUUAGUGCUUUUGUCUGAUACUAAAUUACAGAUGGAUCAAAUAUUUAAUGGUAGCAAUAUAAUUACUUUUCAGUACAAUGAGGAAAGUAUAACAAUUCAUCAUUCCUUGUCUACAUAUGAAGUUGCAUAUUUGUUUAAAAUGACUACAUUCUAUUUAGUACAACAUACCAAAAAGAGUGUUUUAACAAAAGUGCAAUAUGACAAUUAUAGAUGUUUAUUAAUGUCGCUAUUGUAUAUUGCAAAGGAUAGUGUAGAUAGCGUUAUUUCUUUGAAAGAAUGUGCAAAAUCGAUCUUUACUCAUCCUAUUAUCCUGCAUUAUUUUUCUCCAAUUUAUCAAAAAAAUAAAAAUAUUGUAAGAAAUAUGAUAACUCUUACAGUUACCGACAUUUGUAGUAUGUUAAACAAUUUGCAUAAAAAAUGUAAUACUAGAAAUUUAUUUAUUCAUUUCAAAAAUAAGCUACUUACGCAACUAUGUAAAAUGAUAGACAAAAGGCAAAAAGAUGAAAAGAUAAAUAAUCUUGAUAUGAUUAUGACCUUGUUAGAGGUAUUGCAACCAACACCAAAAGAUGUUGUAUAUUUAUUAAAGAGGCUAGUGAAAUUAGAGGAUACUAUGUUUAUUUCAAACGAUAAGAAAAGUUUAUCAGUACACGGGCAUUUAAUUUCUAAACUUUUAGAAAUUAUUAAUGCUAAUGAGAUAAAAUCUGAGCGAAAUGUAUUUUUUGAGCUUGAUACAGAAUUUGUUAGAGAUUUGUGUUUACACUUACUUUUCUUAAAAUUGAACUCAAUUACCAAUUUUGAAAUAUGGGAAACAGCUCUACAUGGAUAUCUUUCAAAUUUUUCAUUCAAUAUUGGUGGCAUUGAUGCAGAUAUUUUUACGUCAUUAUUAUCAACAAAAAUUACGGAUACGACUGUAAAUUUAAUUUCAUUUUUAAUUAGAAAAAAUAUAAGAUUUAUACCUAUUUUUAUGGAAUGUGUAAAAAAGUCGAAAAAUAUGGAAAAGGGUAACAUUAUAUUGCCAAUAGUUGCAAGUAAUUUAAAUUUUAAUUGGGAUCAAGACUUUCUGCAAGAUUUGAGAAAACAUUAUGAAACUGAAAUUAUAUGUUAUCUAUGUGAUCCUAAAGAUGUAAAACCCUGGGUAGAAGAAAAUGUUAUUGCAAUUUCUUAUUUAAUUAAAACUACAUUUAAUCUUAAAAUAUGUAAUGAUAUAUGUAAUAUGAUUUUACAAACUGGUGAUAAAUUGGAUAUGGUAUCUAUACAUUACAUAAAAGUUCUUCAAAGUAUGUACAAUAAAUCUGCUGCCUUAGAAACAGAGAGUGAAAAGCUUAUCACGAAUUUGAUACAAAUUUUUCUUUACAUCGUUACUGUAACUUUAAAAAAAGAGUCUAAGAAUGUACAAAAACUUCAUAUCCUUUGUGAAAUAUUAAGCGAUGCUGUUAAACAUUUAAGAGAAAAAGGGAAAGUUUUUGAAUUUGAGGCCUUAAGUACCAAUCAUUCGUGGUUACAAUUUACACGAUUUUCUUUAAAAUUUGGUCUUAAAGGGCUAAAAAAUGAUAAGAAAGAAGUACCAAUAUUAAGAACUUUAAGCAUUUUAUGUGAUAUUGCAUAUAAAAAUGGUAGUAACAAUGAAUAUGUCAAAACUUUGUUUGAUAUGGCAACUUCUCAUUCUGAAUUUAUUAAUAUUAUGCUAGGCUCAUCAGAGACUAAAAGAGAUUUAGUAGAGUUAUUAUGGAUUCUUAUGCAAAAAAAUAAAGAAGUUAUGGGAUCAACACACAUACCUGUUUAUUUAGCGGCGUACAAUGCUACUUUAAACGAAGCCGAUCAAUACAUUUUAUUCAUUUUGCAGUAUUAUGAAAAUAAUAAUGUUAAUAUUUAUGAAUAUCGGCCAUAUGUGUGGGGUAAUAUGGCUACAACAUAUUAUAGCGUGAAAGGUGAAAUACACACGACUUUGUGGAGGCAACCAUCUGUUACGCAAGUCCUUAACUUAUUCGAAGAAGAUAUAGUAAACAAUACUAUAAAAGAAUACCCUGUGGACAGAUCUCUGAAGGAUAGUGAAUUAUAUAGAGCAAAUAAUAUAUACGAUCCAGCAUUUUAUCUACCGUUAUUAUAUUUUUUACUAUCAGAAAAUAAUGUUGUAUCAUGUCAUAAAGUUGCUCAAAGUGGUGCACUAGCAUUAAUACUUGCUGCAUGCAGCAGCAAGCAUUCUGACGUUCGAAUGAUAGCUUAUACUAUUAUUACAAGAUAUUAUACUCAUUUGGAAGCUUCUAGCUCCAAAACAAAGUUAUUAUGGAUGCGAUUAAUAGAUGCAUUGCGUUACGGUAUUAUAUCACAGCAAUUAGAACUCAAUAAUAUACGUAUAAACUGUUUAGUUUCCACGUUUUUAGCAAGAACGUCUUUGAUCGCUACACAACCAUUGCACCCUCUUUAUUCAGUCUUACAAAUAUUUCUGGUAGCUAAACCAGCAUUAGAUAUAAACACAAUACCCGAGUUGUUGCAGCUUUUACAUAGUUCUGAUGUGGAAUAUAAAGUACACAGAUGGUGGAUUUUGGAGAAUAUUCGUGAUAGUAUGAAAACAGAGGCUGAAUUGGACAUAGCCUUUAAAUGUGUUUUGUUUAAAAUGCUCCUAGACUUUUAUAUUUCUAAUCUUUCAGACUCAAAUACGAAGAAACUUAUAUUAGAAAUCAUCGAUGCUACAUUAAAAAUAACAAAAGCCUCUAUACUUUUUAUAGAAUGUUAUGGAAUACUUCCCUGGUUAUUAGAAGUUGCAAGGAAUUUGUCUAAAAGCGAAAUACAACAUUUUGAACUCGUAGUGAAAAUGAUGGACAAACUUUUAAAUACCGUAUUGAAUAUGAAAGGGGACAUUGUUCACUACAAAUUAAUGGUUUUAAGUAUUGCAUUAUGUUUGAAAUCACAUUUAACUAAAGAUAUCAGGAUUGAGAUUUUUACAUUAUAUAUCAACAUUUUGCAAAAAUUACUACUCUCGAAGCACAUGAAAAUAAUUGUUACUAAAGAACAGAUAUUAGAAAUUCUUGAAUUUUCGACAAAAAUAUUAGAUAAUACAGAGGAAUGUGACGAUAUGUUACGUUUCGGUUGUGAAUACGUAACCAAAAUAGAUUUUUUAGAAGAUGACGAUGAAGUUCAGAUAGCGAGAAAUAGUUUGAGAACAUUAGUGUGGACAUGGUGUGUCCAUGAAACAAGUUGAUUUAUACUUUUUGUAUACUCUAUAAAUAUUAUAAUUAUAUUAUAUUUAAUAAUAAGGAAUUAAUAAUAAUUUAAUAAUAAGGAAUUUUUCAGCAUUUCUUUAUGGUAUAUCUAUCUAGUAUAUUUUAAACUUGUUCUAUAUUGUAGCAAGUAUCAACAAUAUUUUUUUGGAUAAAAUGUAUGUACAAAAACGUCUGCAUUGGGAUCUCUAUAUUUUCCUGUAUGAUGUCUCAGUACUAUUGUAACACAAUUAAUGUCUAAUUCCUCGGAACUCGCCGUACCAUUGUAGAAUUCCUUCAUUUGAGGUAGAAUAAAAUGAUUUGUUUGUAAA